Molecule: messenger RNA, 1817 nt
Organism: Pistacia vera
Lineage: Eukaryota; Viridiplantae; Streptophyta; Magnoliopsida; Sapindales; Anacardiaceae
Product: protein NLP8-like
Exons: 4
Coding region: 1-1668 (555 amino acids)
Molecular function (GO): protein binding; DNA-binding transcription factor activity
Source: RefSeq, a predicted model, not a curated record
AUGGCACUUGGUCCACUACGUGGGCUCAAGAAUAUGUCGCUGAUAAAGUCGUUUGAAAAAAAAAAAGAAAUUGGAAGAACCUACACUGGUGAUGACGAUUAUAUACUUGAGUUCUUCCUCCCUGUCAAUAUGAAAGGGAGUUCAGAGCAGCAACUCUUGUUGAACAACCUUUCAGGUACUAUGCAGAGAAUCUGUAAGAGUUUGAGAACGGUUACACAGGGAGAAAUCGAUGGGAAUGAAGGCUCUAAAGUCGGGUUUCAGAAGGGAACAGUUCCAAGUUUUUCACCAUUGUCAAUGCCGAGGAGUUCUCAGACUGCAUUAUCAGAAAGUGACUUCAACUCAAUUGACCGGAUGCCCUCGAAUGUAUCUAAUUCUAAAAGUGAUGGAACAGGAUCAGAUGGUCCUCGUGAACAGGUAUUUGGACUACGAAGACAUUCAGAGAAGAAGAGAAGUACGGCGGAGAAAAAUGUGAGCUUGGGUGUUCUUCAGCAAUACUUUUCUGGGAGUCUUAAGGAUGCUGCAAAAAGCAUUGGUGUCUGCCCGACCACACUGAAAAGGAUAUGCAGACAACAUGGGAUCUCUAGAUGGCCAUCCCGCAAGAUAAACAAAGUGAACCGUUCAUUAAAGAAAAUACAAACUGUGCUUGACUCUGUUCAGGGGAUGGAAGGUGGAUUAAAGUUUGACCCAACCACAGGUAGGUUUGUGGCAGCAGGCUCGAUCAUUCAAGAAUUUGAUGCUCGGAAAAAAAUUCUCUUCCCCGACAAAAACCUGCCUGUCAAGAACCCUGAGCCAAUAAUCCAAGAUGCAGCAUCAAUACCUCCAGCCCUUUGUAUGGAUGAGGAAAAGUCUGCUGUUAAACAGGAGGAAGAUGGAUGCAGUUCGGACAAAAACCAAGUAGGCCCUGACAGGAGCAUGAUCAUUCCAAAUAGCUCCGAGGGAGAUGUACAUAGAUCAAACGUUUUCCUGAUUGAUUGUACUGAAGACUCCAUGUUGGGCGGAAUAGAUGCCGGACAAUUUCAGCCAGCUAAGCUUGGUGCUGCAGCUUGGGUUACUCCUGAAAAUGGCUCCAUGGGUUCUUGUUUUGCAAAAGGAAAAAAUUGGGCUCUGAACAAGGAAGGGUUGAAAUUAGAGAAUUCCGACUGCCAAUAUGUGUCUCAAUGCUUCAGCUCCUUGGCUGUUGCAGAGGAGAUGGAUACUAAAAUGGAGGGUUAUGAUGGAAUGAUUGAACAGAACCAACCUACUUCUUCAGGCAUGACAGACUCAUCAAACGGUUCAUUGGUGCAUGGUAGUUCAUCAAGCUCCCCAAGCUUUGAAGAGGGGAAGCAAUCGAAAGUUCAACCAAGUUGCGGUGACAGUGGCACAAAAAUUACCGUGAAAGCUACUUACAAAGAAGAUAUCAUCCGAUUCAAGUUUGAGCCUACUGCAGGGUGUUUACAACUGUACGAAGAAGUGGCAAGCAGACUCAAACUGCAAAAUGGUACCUUCCAGCUCAAGUAUCUAGAUGAUGAAGAGGAAUGGGUGAUGUUGGUCAGUGACUUGGAUUUGCAGGAGUGUCUUGAAAUAAUGGAAUCCAUCGGCACACGAAGUGUGAAGUUCCUUGUUCGUGAUCUUUCUAGUGCUGUUGGCAGCUCUGGCAGUAGCAAUUGCUUUUUGGUAGGCGGUUCAUAGUCUACGCCCAACACCAUGCCGAUCUUUUUCCCCAGCUUCCAUACAAGGUGAUGUUCUUCCCAAAAAGUUGUAAACUUACACCUUCCUUCCUAGUUUUUGCAGUACUCUCAUGAAAUGAAGCAUCUCUGUCCUUUGGUCUAAGUGUUAGU